Molecule: messenger RNA, 1119 nt
Organism: Heterobasidion irregulare TC 32-1
Lineage: Eukaryota; Fungi; Basidiomycota; Agaricomycetes; Russulales; Bondarzewiaceae
Exons: 7
Coding region: 1-1119 (372 amino acids)
Molecular function (GO): GTPase activity
Source: RefSeq, a predicted model, not a curated record
AUGGACGCAGCUUCAUCUACGAAUUCUGCUUCUGCAUCCAAGAAAAAACCCGUGGUCAUCAUCACCAUUGGGAUGGCCGGUGCCGGAAAAUCGACAUUUGUUCAACGAAUCAACUCGUAUUUGCAUUCUCAAGACCCCCCCUCGCCUCCUUAUGUACUUAACCUCGACCCUGCUGUUUCGAGCUUGCCUUUUGAGGCGAAUAUCGAUAUACGGGAUACCGUGGACUACCAGGAGGUCAUGAAGCAGUACAAUCUCGGCCCAAACGGUGGAAUUCUCACUGCCCUCAAUCUGUUUACAACCAAGUUCGACCAAGUUCUGGAGCUGGUAGAGAAGAGAGCGGACACGGUCGACUAUGUUAUCCUCGAUACGCCAGGUCAGAUUGAGAUCUUCACUUGGUCUGCCUCCGGAGCAAUUAUCACAGACGCCAUCGCGUCUUCUCUACCCACCGUCGUUGCGUACAUCAUUGACACGCCGCGCACUAUGGCGCCUGCAACUUUCAUGUCUAACAUGCUGUAUGCCUGCAGCAUCUUGUACAAAACAAAGCUCCCUUUCAUCCUUGUCUUCAACAAAACAGAUGUACAGCCACACGAGUUUGCUUUGGAGUGGAUGCAAGACUUUGAAGCCUUCCAAGUAGCGCUCGCAUCUCACCAGGGAACGACAGACGAUGAUGGCGAACCGACGUAUAUGAAUAGUCUCAUGAACAGUAUGAGCCUUGUCCUAGACGAGUUUUACAAGCAUUUAAAGGCUGUGGGUGUAUCAAGUAUGACCGGAGCCGGCGUUAAGGAAUUCUUCGAAGCUGUUGAGGCAUCGCGUGAAGAAUAUGAAAAAGAUUACGUCCCUGAAUUAGCUCGCGCGCGCGCGCAGCAUCAAGAGACGCUGCAGCAGAAAAAAGACGAGUCGAUGAACAGGUUGAUGAAAGAUCUUGCUGUCGACCGCGAGCGCAAUCCAGACGCCCUGGUGCAUGAUCAAUGGGAUGCUGAGGACGACGAGGAGGAGGAGGAUGGUGGGGACGCAGAUACCAUUGACCGCAGCGAGGAGCCAUGGCCUGGCCAAUACAUCGACCUCACGCAGACACGACGCAAAGGAGAUGAGGGAAUUUCAUGGCCUAGACCUACUUAG